Messenger RNA from Mucor mucedo, 1038 nucleotides. RefSeq lists its product as uncharacterized. Lineage: Eukaryota; Fungi; Mucoromycota; Mucoromycetes; Mucorales; Mucoraceae. The transcript is spliced from 6 exons. Bases 80 to 835 code for a protein of 251 amino acids. The record is from RefSeq and is a predicted model, not a curated record.
AUUACUUUUUUUUUUCCUUAGACAGUUUGGCUUUUUUCUCCUUUUUUAUUUUCAUUGUAAACAUUUCAUUAAUUCUAGAAUGGCAGCAACGUGUUGUUGUAUUAUUCCCGCCCGAGGUGGUGUUGUUAUCAGUGGUUUAUUGAUUCUGGUUGUUUCUGUUGCACUUCUCGGUGCUACUUUUGCACACAAGAAUCCUAUGGUGAUUCAUCUUUCGAUUAUCCAUGCAGCCCUUCCAUGGGUCUAUCUUGGCUUUAACAUUGCUGCAGCAGUUGUUGCACUCUUUAUGAUGGUAUCCGGCUCUCUUGCUAAACUUAGUUUGAUGAGAACAUCGAAAUUUUUAAUAUGGAUUCUUGUGUUUUUCAUGUCAAUUUGGGAAGCGAUUUCUUUUGUCUUGGCAUUGACAAAUCGAGCCAAAUCUUUAGCUGCUUGUGAAGAGGCCAAUCCUACUUCUGCAGCCAGCAACGGCACAGUUACGAACGAUAACAGUACACUCUCUUUAGGUGGAUACACCGCCACUUAUCUUGGUAUGCAAAUGGGAGACACUUACGGCUUAGCUAAUUGUGCACAAGCAGUACAGGCUGAUGUCAUUGGCAGUGCUGUCAUGUUAUUUGUGGGACAAUUAUUUAUGUUUUAUGCCGCCACUGUAGUAGGAUCAUACACCGCCAAAUUGAGAGAAAAGAAAUUAGGUCAUCGAUUACGUGAUUUGGAAUGGGAUGAUAAUCUCGAUGAACUUGCCUCGAGCUACCGGGCUGAUGCACGUAACGCACCCAAAUACCCUCUUCAAGACAUGAAAAAAAAGAAGAGUUUCUUAAAGAAUCCCUUCAGUAAAAAAUAACUUGUAUCAUUUUUCCCUCCCAUAUUCUCUUUUGUCUAUAAAUCAAAUAAACCCUUCAUAUCUUUUUUUUUUUUUCUUUUUCCAGUUUUAUUCCGCUACAAAAAAAAUAAAAAAAAAAGGUUUUACUUAGAACUUCAUGUUGUGAGGGAAUUGUCCCUUUUGAAGACCAAAGGUUUGACCAAGAUAUUGACGGAGGAAAGGAG